CCUUUUAUUUUUGUUCAUUCAAUCUCUCUCUCUCUCUCUCUAUAUCUCUCUGUUUUGUUGUCUCUGUUUCUUCUUCUACUCAUUUCCCAGCUGAAGAAGCAACCAUUUGCUGCAAACACAUCAAAUUUCUUUUCUUUUUCUCUCUGGAAUUGUUAAAGUCUUAUUCUUUUUAUAGCUACAAAUAGCAAAACUUUGAUUUUUUUUACCAUAUGGAGAGGGAAUUUUUUGGCUUGAGUUCCAAAUAUGGUGAUGCUGCCAACAACCCAAAAGACCAAGUUAGAGGUUCAGGCAUGCAGUGGCCAUUCUCAAACAAGGUCUCAGCCCUUCCUCAAUUCCUUUCCUUCAAGACCACUCAAGAAGAUAGGCCUAGAAAGACUAUUCUUGAUCCACUAGCUUCAUCAGGAUACAUGAACAUAUCAACUAAAGAUGCUUUUGAAUCUGACCAGAAUCCAUUCUUGGGUGUGACCCAGAAAAAUUUGUCCAUAGGCAAGCAAGCAGGAAACAAACAUGGAAUAGCAUUUUAUGCUCUGCAGUGUUCUGAUGCACAUUCAGCUUGCCAUCAGGAAGCAAGAGUAUUCACAGUUUCAAACCAUUCAAAUCAAGUGAGUUCUGUUCUUCAAUCUAAUCUUCCUACUACCGGACUUAACAUGGUCAAUUCAGCCAUAAAACCACAACCUCUUGGUUCCAAAUCCUCUGGCACACCUCUAUCUGUUCUUCCAUCAGUAGGUUCCAUUGUUGGCUCUACUGGCUUAAGGAAUUGUUCCAAAUCUUCUGGCAUACCUUCUCAGCUGACCAUUUUCUAUGAUGGUUCAGUAUGUGUUUAUGAUGACAUAUCACCUGAGAAGGCUCAGGCUAUCAUGUUACUGGCUGGAAAAUUAUCUGCUCCAAUUCAGAACAUGACAGUUUCCACAGCUAAGUUGCAACCAGCAAUCUCUAUUCCCUCCAAAGAUGAUGGUUUCAUUAGAAACCAAUCCUAUCCCUCACCCCUUCCAAGCCCUCUCCCACUGAUCUCUCAUGCCAGUUCUCAGCCUGGGGGAGGAUCUUCUAGCAACAAUGAACCCACAAUAAUUAGACCAGGAGGACCUUCAACUACCCCUUCUAACCAUUUGGAGUCUUCUAUUGUUGUUGGUUCUGUAGGAUCUUCAGCUUCAAAAAUGGUUCAACCAGUAUUCUUGCCUCAGGCACGUAAAGCAUCAUUGGCUCGGUUUUUGGAGAAGAGAAAGGAAAGGGUGAUGAACACAUCACCAUACUGUAUGUGCAAGAAAUCACCAGAAUGCAGCACUCAUGGAUCAGACAGUGUUAGCUUCUCCAUGAACUCCUCUGGUUGCUGUCCUCUACCUGCCAUUAACUAGCCCUUAAGAAGAGCAUGUAUGGAAGUUUAGCUAUACACUUAUGUAAUUGUAAGAUCAAUUCUUUUCUUUUUUUCCUUCUGGCAGAGAAAUCUCCUAGGUAUUUUGGUCCUAAAUAUUUUGUUUUGUUUCCCAAGCUUUUUAUAAUUGUUACUUAUUGUAGUAGUUUACUUCCCUAUGAAGAUCUUGCAAGUCAACAUAUGAAUUUUUUUUUUCAUAACUUUCAUCAUGCUGUAUAAUUAUUUCUUUUAUAAAUAUAAUAGUGAAUAAUC
This is a messenger RNA of Gastrolobium bilobum, 1621 nucleotides long. RefSeq names its product protein TIFY 6B. NCBI's taxonomy places the organism in Eukaryota, Viridiplantae, Streptophyta, Magnoliopsida, Fabales, Fabaceae. The record is from RefSeq and is a predicted model, not a curated record. Gene Ontology annotation, cellular component: nucleus. Gene Ontology annotation, biological process: regulation of defense response; response to wounding; regulation of jasmonic acid mediated signaling pathway. Bases 210 to 1352 code for a protein of 380 amino acids. The transcript is spliced from 7 exons.